AAAUGUCCGAAUCUGCUUCACAAACGGCAGAUGAUAUCAGUCCGGAUGAUACGAUCAAAAUAUUGGUGGCCAGUGAUAUACACUUGGGAUUCAAUGAGAAGGAUCCAAUCCGGGGCAACGAUAGUUUUAUUGCAUUCGAGGAGGUGUUACAGCACGCGCUUGAAAAUGAGGUGGACGCCCUAUUGCUCGGCGGGGAUUUAUUUCACGUGGCGAAUCCUUCCACCAACACGCUGGACCGGUGUUUUCGUUUGCUGAAAACAUACACGCUCGGCGACAAACCUAUUAGGUUGGAAUUUCUCAGCGAUCAAAACGAUAACUUCCUUGAAUCGUUGAGUCACACGGUCAAUUAUGAGGAUCCGAACAUGAACAUUGCCAUACCGGUGUUUUCCAUCCACGGUAACCAUGACGAUUCGGGCGGCGCUGGACGUGUCAGCUCGAUGAAUCUGCUCAGCACGAACGGUUAUGUGAAUUACUUUGGCAAAUGGACCGAUCUGAGCAAGAUUGACAUCCGGCCAAUAUUGUUGCGCAAGGGCGAAACGAAGCUGGCCCUGUACGGGCUCAGCUAUAUGAGCGAUGCCCGCCUCUGCCGGCUGUUGGACGAUGCGAAAGUAUUCAUAGAAAAGCCGGAUGAGCCGGGUUUCUUUAGCAUAAUGGUGCUGCACCAGAAUCGAGCGGAACGGGGACCAAAGAACUACCUGCCGGAAAGCUCUUUACCGCAGUUUCUGGACCUGGUUAUAUGGGGCCAUGAGCACGAUUGCCGUAUAGAGCCGGAGGAGAAUUCGGCGAAGAAGUUUUACGUCAGUCAGCCGGGUUCAACGGUGGCUACGUCACUGUCCGAAGGUGAAGCGAUACAAAAGUGCUGCGGGUUGCUAAGCAUUCACAAGGGCUUGUUCCGGAUGGAUCCGAUACCGCUGAAAUCGGUACGCCCGUUCGUGUUUGAAUCGGUCGAUUUGGCCACGGUUCAGGAGGAACUGGCGCUGGACGAAGGGGACGUACAGCAGCGAGUCCAAGACUUUGCCACCGAACGUAUCGAAGCGAUGAUCGAGCGUGCCAAGACGAAGCUUACGGGAUACGCCCGACAACCGAAGCUACCGCUCAUACGGCUCCGACUGGGACUGACAGAAGUCGAGCAACAGUUCAAUGCCAUCCGGUUCGGUUUUCGAUACCAUGGACGUGUUGCUAAUCCGCAGGAUAUGGUAAUCUUUAAGAAGAACCCCAAGGUGAAGGUAAAGGACGAACUGGGCAAUGCGCUCGAUAAGGCCGCACUGCAGGAAGCGUACCGGAACCAGCGUGAACAGCGUGCCCAACGUGCGGAAGAAAUUGUCGAUCUUUACUUUCGUGAGGCGAACGCCACGAACCAGCUAGAGGUACUGGGUUCUCGCAGCGUGACCGAACUGUGCCGGCGGAUGGUCGAUUACGAGGAUGAUGAUGCGCCCGACAAGAUUAUAAAGUUUUACGAAGAUAAAGCGCUUAGCUUUCUGCGCUCACAGGACAGCACAAGCGAGGAAGGGAUGUGUGAGGCUUUGGCAGGUUUUCAUGCGGGUGAUCCGGAUAUGCAUGAAAAGAUGCUGAAGAUGUUGGAUGCACGCUCGAAUCAACAGGAUGUGGCCGAUCCAUUGCAGCGUUUUCGAAAUCUUGAUGAGGGUGGUACAUCCGUCGGGAAUGAUCCAUCAUCAUCGUCGGCAAGGGGAGAUCCGGCAGCAGCUAGUAAACCGGCACGUGGUGCACGUGGUGCACGUGGCGGGCGAGGAUCACGAGGCGGAGGAACGGCUCGCGGUGCGAGUAAAGCUGCAGCAACGACUGCCAGUAGUAGUACACGUGGUCGAACGCAGACUUCGAUCAGUUCCAUGUUUAGCCAGCAGUCGGCGAACAACAGUAUCGCUAGUGUGGCCACACGAACUUCGUUUAGGAAAAAGGCCACACAGAAGGUGCGUGAAAUGGAUUUCGAUUCAGACGAUGAAUGA
This is a messenger RNA of Anopheles maculipalpis, 1964 nucleotides long. It is a transcript of the gene mre11, whose product is annotated as double-strand break repair protein MRE11. Gene Ontology annotation, biological process: mitotic G2 DNA damage checkpoint signaling; telomere maintenance; double-strand break repair via homologous recombination. The coding region runs from base 3 to 1964 and encodes 653 amino acids. The transcript is spliced from 2 exons. Gene Ontology annotation, molecular function: 3'-5'-DNA exonuclease activity; DNA endonuclease activity; manganese ion binding. Gene Ontology annotation, cellular component: Mre11 complex; nucleus. NCBI's taxonomy places the organism in Eukaryota, Metazoa, Arthropoda, Insecta, Diptera, Culicidae. The record is from RefSeq and is a predicted model, not a curated record.